Messenger RNA from Hypoxylon fragiforme, 2224 nucleotides. RefSeq lists its product as uncharacterized. The record is from RefSeq and is a predicted model, not a curated record. Lineage: Eukaryota; Fungi; Ascomycota; Sordariomycetes; Xylariales; Hypoxylaceae. Gene Ontology annotation, cellular component: nucleus. The coding region runs from base 149 to 2014 and encodes 621 amino acids. The transcript has 6 exons. Gene Ontology annotation, biological process: positive regulation of transcription by RNA polymerase II. Gene Ontology annotation, molecular function: DNA-binding transcription factor activity, RNA polymerase II-specific; zinc ion binding; transcription cis-regulatory region binding.
AAUAGCGAUCCUCGCUGAAAAUACAAACACCACAAUAACGCCCGCGGCCGUUUCGGCUAGAACGGUGACCCGUUUGUGCCUUGUGGUGGGACGAGUCUAAAUAGAAUGCCUAUACCGACCCAGAAUAUUCAUAUAGAAUAACGACGAAAUGCUGGAAUCACUUGAUUGUAGUUGGCAAGAUAAGAUGUUGAUAUAUACCCGGAUUGCGCCCCCUAAGGUGCCAAAGAGACGAUCUAGAGCUGGUUGCACAUUUUGCAAAGAGAAAAAGAAAAAAUGCGACGAGAAACGCCCGAAAUGUGCACGAUGCGCCGAAAAGAAUCUGCACUGCACAUACGAAGCGGUAAAGCCCCGUCAACGGAGAAAGAGAGAAUAUUCGCCGUCCGAUCUUUCCCAAAGUCACCGAGUAGCGUACGAGUCAAUACGAGAUCAAGCUGAAUGGAGGGAGAUUACGAUUAGGGAAAUAUCCGAGUCCGAUCUGAGCCCAAUUAACACCAAGUUCAGCAGGAUGUCGCCGGUGAACUAUUCGACUAUGAGCAACGGCGCUCUCUCUCCAAUUGACACCAGUCCCACAGUCUUCGAGUUUGACAUUCCAGAUAACACCGAGGAAAUAGAGGACGUGGUACGGCGAGACUCAGAGACGAGCGUGGCAUCCCAACCGCGAUCGCUACAGCCAGACCUCGCCAUGAUCGCGCCCUGUCCCGUUGGGUCUCCGAGGCUUGAAUUCGUGUUGCCAGUAUUCGGAGAAUUUUCCGACCGACUCAACCGGCGUGGCCUAGUUGACCAUUUCUGCAACGUACUGUCACAUCUGAUCGUCUUCCGGGAGGAGUCGGGCAACCCCUUCCAGCAACUGGUGCUGCCGCUCUCGCACACCAGCAUGCCGAUAAUGAACGCCAUAUACGCGCUCGCGAGCGCGCACCUCGAGUACCGCGGCGUCGAGACGUCCGAGAAGUCGCUGUAUUUCCACAAUAAGGCGAUACAGGGCUUGGCCAGGCUAAUCGAGAAAGAUGACAAGGUUGACAAGAUCGAGCUUCUGGCUGCGAUCAUGCUACUGGUGUAUUACGAAGUACUUGUCCAACGGGGCCGAUCGAAUAUAGUGGAUGGACAUCUUAAAGGGGCUCUAACCAUCAUGUCGUCCUCCCAGACACAAUCCACCCCCGCCAGUCUCUUUUUAGAACGCGCCUUCCGCUUCUACGACGUAAUCACCGCCCUAUCCCUCGGCUCCGCCCCCCUCUCCACCGCCCCCGCCGCCGGCUGCCUGCUCCCCUUCCCCCCCCUGGACGCGUCCACCGCCUCGCCCAUGAGCAACGUCGACACCCUCCUCGGGAUGGCCACGACCCUCUGGCCGCUCAUGCACCGCCUGUCGAACCUGCUCUCGCUGCGCGACGACAUCGAGCGCGCGUCCCGCGCCAACCAGACCUCGAAGAGCGCCGUCCUGCGCAUGGAGUUCGAGACGACGUCGCAGGCGAUCGAGACGGCGCUGACGCAGUGGGAGCCGUGCCUGCCGCCGGGGAUCGUGAUUGAGGAAGGGAUGCUGAAGCUGCGGAGGGGGAGGGGGAGGGGGGGCGAGGAGGAGGAGGGGGGGGAGGAGGUCCCCGAGCAGCUGCAGUCGAUCCUGCACAACGCGCUGGCGUACCGCCACAGCGCGUUCGUCUACCUGUACCGGACGAUCUACGGGCAGGCGCCGCGGCGCGCGGGCGUGCAGGCGCACGCGCACGCCGCGCUCGUCCACUGCGCCGAGACCGUCGCGCACAAGGGGCCCAUGGGCGCGCUGCUGUGGCCGCUGUUCGUCGCUGCGUGCGAGGCCGUCAGCGACGAGGACAGGGGGCUCGCGAGAAGAGCGUUCGCGGGCAUCGAUCAGAGGCAGGGGAUGACGAAUAUUGGCCAGGCGUGGAGCAUCAUCCAGGAGGUCUGGAACAGGCUUGACGGCAUGGGCGAGGAGGCGCCGGCGGCGGAUCACGGGGAUCUGUGGAGGAAGGUCAGUGCCGAGAUGGGCGUGAGCAUUGUUUUUGGUUAGGACAAGGAGUGCCUGGCCCUGGAGGCAUUGACGCUGUUGAGGAUCGUGAUGGCGAUGGCAUCAUCACGCCGAGUAUUGCCUUACCUAUACUUAUGACGACUUUACUACGAGGAGGUAGAAUUCCUGCCGCCUUUCCGAUCAUGAUACUGUUAUACCAUCACGAAUAGCCGGAGAAUGGCCCGAUGCAGUACAAAUGGUUCCGGUGGUCUC